This is a messenger RNA of Fonticula alba, 4198 nucleotides long. RefSeq lists its product as hypothetical. Gene Ontology annotation, molecular function: ATP binding; DNA polymerase binding; DNA helicase activity. The record is from RefSeq and is a predicted model, not a curated record. Gene Ontology annotation, biological process: negative regulation of t-circle formation; telomeric loop disassembly; regulation of double-strand break repair via homologous recombination. The coding region runs from base 83 to 4198 and encodes 1371 amino acids. NCBI's taxonomy places the organism in Eukaryota, Rotosphaerida, Fonticulaceae. Gene Ontology annotation, cellular component: nucleus. The transcript is spliced from 10 exons.
UGCGUAUCUCCCGCCCACCUGCUGACGGUGCAUCUGUGCCUUUUUUUCCUUUCUCCCUCUCUCUCUCCUCCCUCCUGUUACCAUGCAAUCGGCGACUCGCCGUGGUGCCGGGGCUCCCCCGCGCAAGGUGGCGGCUGCCAUGUGGCCCGACGGGGGCGCCUCCGCGCCGGAGUGCGAUCUGGCCGACCUGCUGGCGGACCGGCCCACCCCGGGGGCCACGGCCGCCGUGUCCGGUGCUUCACCCACGGCGGCCGCCUCUCCGGCCAAAUCCUUUCAGUAUCAGCUGGAGGGGGUGGAGGUUCUUUUUCCGUACCAGGCGUACGACUGCCAGCUGGCAUACAUGGCCAUGGUCAUUCGCGCAUUGAAAGCCGGUGGGAAUGCCCUGCUGGAGAGCCCCACCGGCACGGGUAAGACCCUGUGCCUGCUGUGCGCGGUCCUGUCCUGGCGUCGGUGGAUGAUCGGCCGAGCGGCCACACGAAAUGAGGCCACCUCCACGCUAGAAUCGACAGCUGCGCAGUCCGCGCUGAUGCGCAAUAUCCCGCGCGUGUUUUACUCCUCGCGCACGCACUCGCAGUUGGCCCAGGUGAUGAAUGAGCUGAAGCGGACAUCCUUCACCGUUCGGUCGGGGAUCAUUGCCUCGCGCGAGCACCUGUGCAUCAAUCACUCGGUGGUGCAGCUCACCUCGGCAACCGCCCGGGACUUGGCCUGCAACCGCCGCAUCCGCGAGCGAACAUGCGAAUACUUCAACCGGCAAGACGUCAUGGAGCAGGAAAUGGCCACUUACAUGCAAGGCACACGCGACAUCGAGGAUAUGCUUGGGUUUGGCCGAGAAAAGCAAGUCUGUCCGUUUUUCCUUUCGCGCGUGGCUUUGGACGAGUCGGAUGUCAUUCUCCUGCCGUACAACUACCUGGUGGACCCGGCCGUCCGGCGAUCCCAGCGCAUCAACCUCCAAAACUCGAUUGUCAUCUUUGAUGAGGGCCACAACCUGGAGGGCUUCCUGUCGGAUGCGGCCUCCAUGGACUUGGAUGGUCUGGCCAUUUCGGGCGCGGUGGCCGAGCUGGACCGGGUCCGGCCACUGCUCUCCAUGUACCAGGGCGGGUAUUCCGCGCCGGCGGCCAAGGGCGAUGCACAUGCCACGUCGCUCGGCCCCAAGCCCACGGGGCAGGAUGACGACCAGCUUGAUGUCGGGCAGGGCUCCGGCGGAAAGGUCAUGCUCACGGACUCGUCGGUGCUUGUGAUCAAGGCUCUGCUGUUGGAGAUCGAGCGGGCGAUCUACGCGCUGCCUCUUUCCCCGGAGGGGCUGGCCAUUCAGCCCGGUGAUGCCAUCUAUUCGCUGCUCGGCGAGUGUCGGGUGGACUUUGACAGCUUUGCCCUGCUUCACCCCUUCAUCGAGGGGAUUGUGGAGAUUUUGGCUGCCGAUGCCGAGCGCCGGCGGCUUCCCUCGUCCACCAUUCACAUGGUGGCCGUGCGGGCCUUCCUUCGGCGACUGUUUGACACCGAGGAGGGGGCCAGCUCGCCGCUGUCCACCAUCGAGGACCUGGCCCUGUCGCUGACCUCCGGAGGUGGCGGCCCACCAGCCAAGCGCCAAUUGGAGGCCAUCAAGGUGGCCCGACUGCAGGCCGCACGCGAGUUCUUCAAGUUCGUCAUCCAGGAGGAGCGCCCGAGCGGCUCGGGCCCGGGCUCGGGCGGCAACUUUUCCAUGCGCGGGACGGCCGCGCGCAAGAUCGGCUUCUGGAGCUUCAACCCGGGGCUCAUGAUGCAGGAGAUGGCUGCCCAGGGGGUGCGGUCUUUCAUCAUCACAAGUGGCACCUUGUCUCCAUUGAAGUCCUUUGCCAUCGAUUUGCGGACGCCCUUCGAGUUCACGCUGGAGAAUGGCCAUGUCAUCGAUCCGGCCAGCCAGCUGUACGCGCGGGUCAUCCCGCGCGGUCCCAACAGGGUGGUCCUCAACUCGUCCUUCGAGCGGCGCGGCUCGUCGGAGUACCUGUCGGAGCUUGGUCUGACGCUGGUCCGACUCAUGGCUGUCAUCCCGGACGGCGUGCUGGUCUUCUUCCCCACGUACUCGGUCAUGGCAUCGGCAUUGGCCUUUUGGCGGCGACCGGGUGCCUCGGGCGAGUCGCUCUUCGGGAUGAUGUCCCGGCAUAAGCUCAUCCAGGUGGAGCCGCGCUCGAGCAAGAAGGACUUCGAGCAGGCCAUCAAUGACUACCACCAGUCGGUGAACGAGGCGGUGGAGCAGCGGCGCGGCGGCCGGCCACGGCGGCGCCCGGUCGAGGGCGACAAAGGCGCCCUGCCCCUGCUGUCCGGCCGGCAGACCGGGGGCGCGCUCUUUGCCGUGUGCCGCGGAAAGGCCAGCGAAGGUGUGGACUUCGCGGACUCCCUCUCCCGGGGGGUGAUCAUCACCGGGCUGCCCUUCGCGCCGUACCUCGACCCGCGGGUGAAGCUGAAGCGCGAGAUCCUGGACGAGUCGGCGCGCCGGGCCCCGGGGACCACCGGGGCCGAGGCCACCCUGUCGGGAACCGAGUGGUACCACCAGUCGGCCAUGCGGGCGGUGAACCAGGCCUUGGGCCGGUCUAUCCGGCACCGGUUCGACUAUUCGGCGGUCUUCCUGCUGGACGAGCGGUUUUCCCGGCCGACGCAUGCGUCCGGCUUGCCGAUUUGGUUUCGGCAGAGUCUCUCCACCGAGUGGGACUUUGAGCAUCUUUUGGCCGGGCUGGCGGGCUUCUUCCAGGAGGCGCCCGAGCGUGUGGCCGCCGCGCAUUCGAUGGGCCUCAAUGCGGGUGGCGUGCCUGGCUCGGCCACCGGCCCGGCCGAUGGGGCGGCGGGUGACCUCGCCGCCCCCGCCGCCGUGGCUGCCGCGGAGGAGGCCUCCGACCAUGAGUCCACGCCGACGCAGCCCGCGGCCGGGGCCGCGCUGGAGCCCGCCAGCCGGGCCGCCUUGAGGGAACGCUGGCGGACCGGGCCCCGGCCGACCUUGACACUGAAGCCGGAUGAGGAGCACCCGUCCGAUGGGGAAUUGGACAAGGGGGGCGCUACGGCCGAUCGGUGGGCCGAGGCCGAGCACAGUGCCACGCUGGAGACGAGCCAGCGCCUGGCGGCGGUCCGGUCGGACACCCUGCACCACUCGGAUGCCACCUUGCGGCGACUGGCCACCGGGGCCACGGUCCUGGCAUCGGGCGAGGAGUCCAUGGCCGGCGGGGCCGGCAAGCCCACGCCCGGUGCCACUGCCGCCUCGGGCGGUGCGCCCUCUUCCUACCUGAAUUACCUGCGCCAGGUGAUGCCGGCCGAGACGCUGCGGCCGUUUGUGCGGCUGCUGGUGCAAAUUCGGGACGGGUGCUCCGGGGCCCGGGGCCGGGAGCAGCAGGCCGCCGCCAGGCGGGCCUUCUUCGGCCCGGGGAACGAUUUGUAUGCGCGGCUGUUUGUGCUCAUCUCGCGUGGUCUCAGUCGGUCUGAUCAGAUCGGCGUCCUCCGCGGCUUUCGGUCCUUCGUGCCUGGGGAGUUUGCGGCCGGCUACAAUGAAUCGUGCCUGGAGUUUCUCGGCGACCAGCCCGACUGUGCAUUCUUCCGGGCUGCCGGGCUGCCUGGCAAGGUGACCGCCGCCAAUGUGCCCCUGGUGCCGGAUGUUGGCCAGCGCACGGCCUCCAUCCAGGCGCUGUCUUCGUCGAUGCCGGUGGCCCCGGGGCAGCAGCGGUCAGGCUCCGAGGCUGCUCCGGCCGGGCCGGCCGCAAGCCGGAGGCAGCCCCCGCCUUUGGCCCCGGUCCCGGUGCCGGGUCCGAUCCCGGCCCCGGCCCCGGCCCCGGGCCCGGGCCCGACUCGAGGCCUGCCUCGGGGCGUGGACGUGGCUGCCCCGUCGGCCCGUGCGUCUGCGGCGAUCGUGGCGCAGGCGCGCGCGGCCGGCACCCGGCGCCAGGCAGCCAGCGCCCCGGCCGGGGUGGCCAGCCUGUCGGAUCUGCUGUUUGCCGGCGGCGGCGGCCCCGGGGCGAGUGGCUCGCCCGGCUGCUCGUCGUGUCUCUUCUGCCGGAAGGCGCUGGUGCGCCCGCGUGCCGGGGCUCUCGUCACCGGGAGCCCGCCCUUCGUGGCCGGAUGCGAGCAUGCCGGCUGCUACAACUGCUGGCUGACGUACCUGCGCACGGCGCACGGCGUCGUCUGCCCCAUUUGCCGGCGCUCGACCUCGCUGUUGACCUUGAAGCCGGCCCAGCGCUGA